AUGACUUCAGCGAUUGAGAAUAAGAGACACAAGCCUCCUUCCCCUCAGCGUCUCAAAUUAGAGGAACCAUGCAAAUUUAAUUUUGAUCCAGAUGGUGAUCUUCGAUGUUUUGAUGAAGAGUGGACAAAGAGCGGGGGUUUUGAUGUCGACUUCUCGAAACUCCGUGACACAUUCGGUGCCGGAUCUGUGGAUCUCGAAGACGAUGACUUUGUUUAUCCUGAUACCGAUGAUGAGACCAACAGAGAUUGGCUCAAAACGUUUUGUAACAUGGCUAUCUCUUACUACAACGAAGAGAAGGAUACAAGCUUGGAAUUUUUCAAGGUUUUGAGAGCAAAUUAUCACCCAUCUGCUGGAAUCACACUCUACAUUACAUUCGAAGCCAAUGAUUCUUUAGAUGGUAAUCAGACAAAACCGUAUCAAGCAGUUGUUUGCUACUUACCCGUCUUUGCAUUGAUCUCUGAUUUGGUGAUGAUGGACAUGGAGUCUUCUUGGAAGUUCCUCAGAAGUGUUUGCAUACUUUCAUUUCUCCUUUGCUCUUGCUCUGUCUGCCAAACCCUCUGUGUUGUUGAUUCUCGAGAAGACGCCAAAAACCUGAAUGUGACACUGCAAGUAGAUGCUUCUAACACCACUGGACGACCCAUUCCUGAAACCCUUUUCGGAAUCUUCUUUGAGGAAAUCAAUCAUGCUGGAGCUGGUGGACUGUGGUCGGAACUUGUCAGCAACAGAGGAUUUGAAGCUGGUGGACAAAACAUCCCUUCCAAUAUCUCUCCUUGGUCCAUUAUUGGAGAUAAAUCAUCCAUUUAUGUAGUUACAGACCGUUCUUCAUGUUUUGACCGCAACAAAAUCGCACUUCGAAUGGAUGUGCUUUGUGACAGCAAUAGUUGUCCAUCGAAAGGAGUCGGGGUUUAUAACCCGGGUUAUUGGGGCAUGAACAUUGAACAAGGGAAGAAAUACAAAGUGGUGCUCUAUGUGCGUUCGAUUGGGGACAUCGAUGUGUCUGUGUCAUUGACAAGUUCGAAUGGAUCAUUGACCCUUGCUUCAGAUAAAAUUAUAGCUUUGGCUUCUGAUGUUUCAAACUGGACUAAAAAGGAAGUGCUUUUGGAGGCAAAUGGAACGGAUGAUAGUGCAAGACUUCAAUUAACAACUACCAAAAAAUGUUCAGUUUGGUUUGACCAAGUCUCAGCCAUGCCUGUGGAUACUUACAAGGGACAUGGUUUCAGGAAUGAUCUUUUCAAGAUGAUGGCUGAUCUAAAACCCCGUUUCAUCCGUUUCCCGGGUGGUUGUUUUGUGGAAGGUGUAUGGUUAGGCCAUGCAUUUCGCUGGAAAGAAACCGUGGGAGCUUGGGAAGAGAGACCUGGCCAUUAUGGUGAUAAUUGGAAUUACUGGACUGAUGAUGGCCUUGGCCACUUUGAAUUCUUUCAAUUGGCUGAAGAUAUUGGUGCAGCUCCAAUAUGGGUGUUUAACAAUGGAAUCAGUCACACUGAUGCAGUUGAAACAGCAAGUGUCAUGCCAUUUGUUCAGGAAGCGCUUGAUGGUAUCGAGUUUGCUCGUGGUGAUUCAAAUUCUCCAUGGGGAUCAAUUCGAGCUGCAAUGGGACAUCCAGAGCCUUUUGAACUGAAAUAUGUUGCGGUCGGAAAUGAGGAUUGUGUCAGGCCAUACUACAGAGGAAACUAUCUUGAGUUCUAUAAUGCUAUCAAAAAUGCUUAUCCAGACAUCAAAAUAAUCUCUAACUGCGAUGGAUCAUCUCAACCGCUUGAUCACCCUGCUGAUUACUACGAUUAUCACAUUUACACUCUUGCCAAGGACUUGUUUUCUAUGUCCCAUAAAUUUGACAGUACAUCGCGCGAUGGUCCAAAGGCUUUUGUUAGUGAAUAUGCUGUAAACAGCACAGAUGCUGGUACUGGAAACCUUCUCGCGGCUCUUGGGGAAGCAGGGUUCCUCCUUGGUUUGGAAAAGAACAGUGACAUUGUUGGAAUGGCAAGUUAUGCACCUCUCUUCGUCAACACAAACAAUAGAAGGUGGAAUCCGGAUGCAAUAGUUUUCAAUUCCUCUCAUUUGUAUGGAACUCCUAGCUAUUGGAUCCAACAGUUCUUCACAGAUUCAAGUGGAGCUACUCUUCUCAAUUCUACACUCAAUGGAAACUCUUCUUAUGUCGAAGCAUCUGCCAUCUCCUUCCAAACCAAUGGCUCAGAUUACGUACAGAUUAAGGCUGUGAACUUUGGAGACAAAACGGUGAAUCUGAAGGUAUCGAUGACCGGAUUGGACUCGAGGAUCACAAGAGUUUCUGGAUACAAGAAGAAAGUACUUACAUCUACCAAUGUGAUGGAUGAGAAUUCCUUCUCAAAUCCAGAGAUGAUUGUGCCACAUGAAAGCUUGAUGGAGAUGCAUGAGGAGGAGGAUCUGAUGGUUGUUCUUCCGCCGCACUCGUUCUCGUCUUUCGAUUUCUUGAAAGAAUAUGCAAAUAUCAAGAUGCUAGUAUCUGAUUCUUACAAGAAAAUUUCAACAAUGUGA
Molecule: messenger RNA, 2511 nt
Organism: Arabis nemorensis
Lineage: Eukaryota; Viridiplantae; Streptophyta; Magnoliopsida; Brassicales; Brassicaceae
Source: the annotation of a GenBank genome assembly